Molecule: messenger RNA, 1971 nt
Organism: Phasianus colchicus (ring-necked pheasant)
Lineage: Eukaryota; Metazoa; Chordata; Aves; Galliformes; Phasianidae
Product: nucleoside diphosphate kinase-like
Biological process (GO): GTP biosynthetic process; UTP biosynthetic process; CTP biosynthetic process
Molecular function (GO): nucleoside diphosphate kinase activity
Source: RefSeq, a predicted model, not a curated record
UGCGGAGCGCGAUGAGGAGCGGGGCCUGCCCGGGCUGGGCGGGGUCUGGCUGUGCUCGCGCGUUUACCUGUGUGCGGGUGUGUGUGCACGUGUGUGUGCUGUGCUCGUAGCGAGCUGUGCGCCGAAACCGGAGAGCAGCCCUUGACAGAUGAAAAUGAUGUUUAUGGAUUGAUAUUUUGCCCUGAAUCGCAGCCAGCAGUCCCUCCGUGGUCCUUUGCUUUUGUUUUAUUUACAGCUUUUCCGCUCUUCGCAUCUGCUAACUGCACAGUUGUGUAUGUUGCAAACUUACUGUUGCCUAGUUACUUCUGUAGCAUUGUGCCCGUCCUGCACAUCGACCUUCAGGCGCUGCCGAUGUGCACAGCUUGCCAGGACCAUGGCUUCCAUCUCAGAGCGCACCUUCAUCGCCAUCAAGCCUGACGGCGUGCAGCGGGGGCUGGUGGGAGAAAUCAUCCGGCGCUUCGAGCAGAAGGGCUUCAAGCUGGUGGCCAUGAAGCUGACACACGCCUCUGAGGACCUUCUGAGGGAGCACUACAUCGACCUGAAGGACCGCCCGUUCUAUGACGGCCUGGUGCACUACAUGCACUCCGGGCCUGUUGUAGCUAUGGUGUGGGAGGGUCUUAAUGUGAUUAAGACUGGAAGAGUGAUGCUGGGGGAAACUAAUCCCAUGGAUUCCAAGCCCGGCACUAUUCGUGGCGACCUCUGUGUGCAAGUUGGAAGGAACAUCAUCCAUGGGAGCGAUUCUUUAGAAAGUGCUGAGGCAGAGAUCAACCUGUGGUUCACUCCUGAAGAACUGGUUGACUACAGGAGCUGUGCUCACGAAUGGAUCUACGAGUAGAACUGAGGCUCUGCCUUUGGUAUCGUGGCUGUGCUCUAGUUAGCUCCAAUCCUCCACAUCACCUCCUGCAAACCUGCUUCACAAACCUGCCACGUGCACGGCUGUGAAUACUGAUCAGUGGUUGCUGUUGCUUUGGUUAGAAAACUACCAAGCUGUAGAUAGGAAUGUGCUUUAAAAAACAUUCAGACGUUUAUGUGGGUAGAGGUGAAAUUAAAUGGUAGAGAAGCAAAACGUUCCUUGUUAAUAGUACAGAACACGGCUUCACAAAACGCUCUGCAGCUGCAGGGAGGCAGAGAGGAGCGCGCAGCCGUGGGGGGCGGGGGGCACCUGCUGGGCUGCUGGGCUGCGCUGUGUGCGGCUGUUGGGGCUGCACGGGGCAUCCAGUCAAGUGAACGCUCAGACCCAAAGCAGCUACGGGAAAAGAAACCUCUUUAUUUCUCAUUCCAAAACGUGCUGUGUUUGUAUGCAGAGCUCAGUGAAAUUAGAACUUUUCUCCAGAUUGAUGUGCUUUCAAUUUUUUUUUUUUUCUGCACAGGAUUUAUGUAGCUUUUUGAGGAAGGAUUAUAGGUCAGGCUUUUUUGAAACCCCUUUUUUAUGUGAAAAGAAGAUUUAAUAUGAGAACGGAUGAGUGUGAUCCACUUUCAGCCAGAAAGCACACGGGGAAAAAUGGAAUGGAGUCUGCUUUGCUGCCCAAACUGCUAACAGCUGUGAUGGCUCUGUCUGUGAUGGCUGCAGGUCCAGCACAGCCUGCUUUGGGAUGAGGUAUUUCAGAAGUGACUCCAGAAUUGUUUUUUAUUUAACUGUGUAAAGAAAUCCUUCACAAUAAUGCUGAGCAUCUUUCAGUAGGGACGGCUGCUCCUGCUGGGGAGAGCAUCAGCCAGCAAACAGUCACUGACUGCACGGGUGUCGAUGCCAUUUAUCAGCUCGUUUAUCCAUAAGUCAGUUCAUUGUAGCAUUCCUUAAGAGCAGCACUCGUGUGUCAGUAGUUGUUUGCACUCCGCAGCGCUCAAUUAUUUCAAGUACUGAACCACACUGGAACUGACAUCAUCUCUUUGUGGUUAUGGAGGCGCUGAGCCCCGCAGAAGAGAUGCUCCAAAGUAAAUGUUUGCCGUUUCUUACGUCAAAUAAAGGGUUAU